AUGGCGCCAGGAAUAAUGCCUUAUUCAUCCGCUGCUCUCUGGAUACUUGGUAUCAUGAGUUCUGUCGUAACUUCAGCGGCAGCUGCUGGCGCCGCAAACCAGGCCGGUGUUCUUGAAGGAAUGAAUCCGUCUAAUUACAACGCCAACAAUCCUCUCACAUUGUUCAUCAUUCAGGCUGCCCUAAUCAUCGUAACAUGCCGUUUACUGCAAUAUCCUUUGUCAAGAAUGAAGCAACCUCGUGUCAUCGCUGAGGUUGUUGGAGGUAUUAUCCUUGGACCAACCGUCAUGGGCCGGAUACCUGGGUUCAAGCAUGCCAUAUUCCCGGACGCUUCUAUGCCCUUACUUUCCCUUGUGGCAAACCUUGGGCUAGUGAUGUUCCUGUUCCUAGUUGGUCUCGAGGUUGAUAUCCGUAUGUUGUUGAGAAACUGGAGGGUCGCCGCAAGCGUCAGCGCUGCAGGAAUGAUUCUUCCAUUUGGACUCGGUGCGGCUAUUGCAUAUGGUCUCUACCAUCAGUUCCCAGAAGGCGAAGAUACGGUUUCUUUCGGAGUUUACAUGCUCUUCAUUGGUGUUGCUAUGGCAAUUACGGCUUUCCCGGUUUUGGCGAGAAUUCUGACAGAGCUUAAGCUCCUUCAAACCAAUGUGGGGACAAUUGUCCUGUCUGCAGGCGUUGGUAAUGAUGUUGUCGGCUGGAUCUUGCUCGCCCUGACCGUCGCCCUGGUUAAUGCAGGGACUGGGCUCACAGCUCUUUAUGUUCUCCUCGUUUCGGUUGCUUGGGUCUUGUUCCUGGUUUAUGCCGUUCGUCCAGCAUUUCUCUGGGUUCUUCGCCGUGAUGGAUCAAUCGAAAAUGGUCCAUCACAAUCUAUGGUAGCUCUCACACUUCUCAUGGUGUUGGCUUCAGCUUUUUUUACCGACAUCAUCGGCGUGCACGCAAUUUUCGGUGGUUUCUUGAUCGGAUUGAUUUGUCCUCACGAGGGUGGUUUUGCGGUGCGUCUGACAGAAAAGGUUGAGGAUCUUGUAUCUGUUCUUUUUCUCCCACUUUACUUUACUCUUUCUGGUCUGAAGACCAAUAUUGGUCUGUUGGAUGAUGGUAUCGUCUGGGGUUACGUUGUCGGCGUUGUUGUGAUUGCCUUCUUCGGCAAGAUCUUUGGUGGAACAAUGGCCGCAAGAGUGAAUGGGUUGGUUUGGAGAGAAAGUCUUACUAUUGGUGUCUUGAUGAGUUGUAAGGGUCUGGUCGAACUUAUUGUCUUGAACAUCGGUCUUCAAGCUGGUAUUCUAAGCACCAAGGUUUUUACCAUCUUUGUGGUUAUGGCCCUUAUCACAACAUUUGCGACGACUCCAUUUGUGAUGUGGCUUUACCCCCCAUGGUAUCAAAAGAAGCUCGAAGCCUGGAAGCGUGGUGAGAUCGAUUGGGAAGGGAACCUACUUACGCCCGAAAGUGGUGAUGGAUCAAACUCUGCACUUAUAGGACAGAAAGAAAUCACCACAAAAUUCUCUAGGGUCACUGUAUUGCUUCGCCUGGAAAGCUUACCAAGUGUGCUAAACUUCAUCAACUUGUUGACCGGAGAACGGCCAGAACCUGCCGCGAAAAUACACAAAUCUAAAAUCAACGCAAUCCAAGAGGAGGGUGAAACUGCGGAAAUCCGUCCCCCAGUUCUCAAUAAGCGAUUGUUAUCAGUACACGGUGUCCGGUUGGUUGAGCUUACUCAACGUACCUCGACUGUCAUGCAAGUGUCUGAGGUUGAUGAACUCCAAGAGAGAGACCCGGUCGUAAACGUUUUCCGAUCCUUUGCGAGAUUUCUAAAUGUCUCGGUCUCAGCUGGGCUAUCCGUCGCCCCUGAUAGCUCUUUUGCGGAAGUUUUGACAACAAGUGCUUCGGAACAAUCAUCGGAUUUACUUAUCGUUCCGUGGAGUGAAACUGGAGCAAUCUCGGACUCGCCGGAUACUCAAAAUGCAACUCAAGAAAACCGCUUCACAUCUCACCAACACAACCUUUUUAUAAGCAGGGCUCUCGAUGAAGCCAACUGCACAACUGCUAUUAUGAUCAAUCGAGGUUUUGGUGGCGCUGGGUUAGAGAGAACUCUCAGCCGCGCUGUAAGCCAUUCCAGUAUGCGUUCCCGUAGGACCACAGAUGCCAUGGCGCCUGUAGUUCCUGUUUCCGACCCAUCACAUCAUAUUUUCUUUCCUUUCUUUGGCGGUAUCGAUGACCACAUCGCUCUGAGGUUUGUUCUUCAAUUGGCAUCCAACAAGAACGUCACUGCUACAAUAGUCCGUAUCGCCUACAAAUCUGACGCUGAUACACAACUGAACCUUGAGCUCCCAUCACCGGCACAAAUCCACCGAAAGGAUCUUCCAAGGGGUCUCUCCUCAUCGAACAUUCCAACCAGACUCUCACGCGAUGCUAUCUCCUCUUCGUCUCAGUCUCAGAGUGCAGGGAGCAGCACCGCCGUUGAGAUUCAGGAUCCAGAUGCCAAUUUCUUCCAAGUGAUGGUAGACUCCCUUCCAGAAAACCUCUCCCAGAGGGUUGUAUUUGAAACCUUUAGAACGAGCCAGCCUCUACAUUACGCAAUUGUCAAGGCCCGAGAGGAGGUUGGUCAAUCAUCAAGGAAUGCCGGGGAUCUCAUCAUCGUCGGGCGAAGCCAACACGAACCCGGAACAUCACAAAUUAGAGAGGAGUUGGUCACUGUCCUGGAUACCCUCGGUGUUCCCUCCGGCGCUGGCGCAGAGACCCGGAAAUGUCUGGGAGAUGUUGCGGAAGCGUUCAUUGUUUCUGGAAUCAAAGCAUCGGUGGUAGUGUUGAAAGCUGGCGGAAGAGCCUUGGAAUCAGCAACUGAGACAACCUCUGCUCCUGUAAAAGGAUCUCCUACAGCAAAGGCAGUUGAAAUGGAGACAAACCCUACCACGUAA
This is a messenger RNA of Morchella sextelata, 2904 nucleotides long. RefSeq lists its product as uncharacterized. Gene Ontology annotation, cellular component: membrane. Gene Ontology annotation, molecular function: antiporter activity. NCBI's taxonomy places the organism in Eukaryota, Fungi, Ascomycota, Pezizomycetes, Pezizales, Morchellaceae. Gene Ontology annotation, biological process: proton transmembrane transport. The transcript has 5 exons. The record is from RefSeq and is a predicted model, not a curated record. The coding region runs from base 1 to 2904 and encodes 967 amino acids.